CGCAGCUUCGUCCGGGCGGAAGUCAGUGAGUGCGGCAGUCGCCAGCGGAAACGGAAGUGCAGAAAAGCCCGAGCGGCUGGCCGUGCAAACUGUUGCUUUGCCGUUGUGUUGGUGUUAGUGUUGGUAUCGCCGUAUCGUCGUAUAGCCACAUCGUUGUGUCCGUGUGCUUGUCUUGGUGGCAUUGUUGGCAUUGUUGGUGUUGGACAAUUAGCAAAGUUGCUAUAACAGACCGAAUUAUCCGACAAAUUUAAUGAAAAUGGUAAACAUUAAACAGUAAUGCGGCACGCGAAGUAAAAGUGAGUUUCAGUCUGUCUCAGUAUCUCUGUGUUUUAAAGUGUGUGUGCGUGACUGUGUGUGUGUGUGUGCGUGGCGCUGUGUGUGGCGCUUUGUAAGCUGCGAUUUGACAUGUUGAUUUAUGCGCUGCUCUCACUUUGCCCCCCAAACGGCAAUUGCCACCCACAGCCACCCCCACACACACCAACUGGGAUUACCCGUGUCCUGUGUCUCUUUUAACACCAUUUCGUUCCUAUUUCACGGCGGCACUUGUUGCGCUCUCAGGACACUCGCUUAAUUGCUAAUCCUCGCGCCCAGACGCGUCUAAUUACACACCGGAAAUGGCGCAGCAACAACGCAGCUGGGAUGAGGGAGCUGUCGGCGGAGGAGGAUCCUAUGGCCAUCCCCACUCCUCGCACCACAAAGUUCCGGCACGGGCCUCCAGCAAUCCGCUGCCCUGCAAGGGAGCCACUCCCAAGCUGCCCAGGCCGUACCACGGUGCUCCGUCGCCGGGCUACAGUUAUGGCGGAUACGAGACGCCAAGGAGCCCCAAGAUCACCACCACCUUUGCCCAGGAUAGUUGCGAUGAUGCGAGUAGCUCCACGCCCAGCUCGUACUACCAGACGCCUCCCUCGGGAUCAAUAGAUGACUCCGCCUCCUUGCUCAGUGGCCGCACCACGGCCCGCAGCCCCAAGUCCCCCUGUCAAUUCGUCUUCGAUGCAGUGAGUCCCAGUCACGGUCGGAAGUUCGAGUACUACGAACCCAUCUCACCCGACGACGGAGCCCUUUACUACGACCCACCCAGUUCGCCACGCCGCCAGGGAUCCAAGAAGCUGAUGCGGACAAAGACCCCGCUGGAUGCGGUUCCCCAAUUAACCACCACGGGGGUGGAUGAGAGUAUGGCGGUGGCCAUGGCAAUCGGAGGAGGGGGAGGAGGAGGAGCAGGUGGCUAUGUCCAAGGAGUACAGAAUAAGCGGCAGCGGGAUGAAUGGGAACUGCCGGUGAUCAGCAAGAUCGAGGCCAGGAACCUCAGUGCAGCCGCAUCCGCAGCAGGAGCCGGAUCUGGAGCAGGAUCGGCGGGAGGCAACUACUACGGCCUGAAGCGCGACUCCUGCGUCACCGACUGCACCCAGCUGUCCAUGGAGUCCGGCGAGACGGGCACGCAGCACACGAACAGCACCAUGGUCACCCACACCACCACCAGCUUCAGCUUCACGGAGCCGGACAUGGAGAUGGAGCAUGCGGAGCAUGCCGGCCGGGCGCCAUCGCACCGCCAGCGUCGCCAUGCCAUCAACAUCACCUCGAAUCCCGGCUACCAGGUGCUCCACAGCUCGCACUCCACGCUGGACCGCACCUGCUCGGACAGCGUGGUCUCGCUGCGCUACCGCAAGUCCACCAGUGACCUGACCCAGGAUGCCGACCACGAGCUGAGUGGCUGCAAGCCGCCGAAGCCGAAGGCCCACGUGGAGCACAAGCCGCGCCGCCGCGGCAGUUCCAAGGGCGGACUGGCCUACCUGGCCAGCCGGCGCAGCUCCCGCGAGUCGAUGAAGAGCGCCUGCUCCAACGCCUCCAUCGUGUCCAACGACGACGUCGGCCCACUGGCCUUCCAGAGCUCUAAUCGCGGUCGCCAGCGCAGAACAUCCAAUUUUCUGGAGUUGCCAGUGCCCGACCAUGUGCGACCGCGCGUCUGCUCCCUGCCAGAGCGGCCGUACAAUCCGCGGGCCAGCGACGACCUGUACCGCCUGCGGCACUUCUCCAUCAGCAAGGGCAACGUGGUCAACUGCGGCGACUCCAUCAUCUCGCGACGGUCGCGCAGCAACACCAGCGUGAACUCGACGAACAGCCGGGCCAGCGAGCGGUCCCCGUUCGAGGGCAGCUGCUGUGGAGCGGGCUACGCCAACGUGGACUCUCUGCCGGCGACGCCGGACGACUCCGAGACCCUGGAUCCGCCGCCACCGGCCCGCUACCGCGUCGUGAUGCUCGGCGAUGCCGGGGUGGGCAAGACGGCACUGGUGAACCAGUUCAUGACCUCCGAGUACAUGCACACCUACGACGCCAGCUUGGUUCUAGAUGACGAGUUCGGGGAGAAGACGGUGAGCGUGUUGCUGGACGACGAAGAGUCGGACAUGGUCUUCAUCGACCAUCCCAGCGUGGAGAUGAGCGUGGAGAACUCGCUGUCCACCUACGAGCCGCAUGGCUGUGUGGUUGUCUUCUCGGUGGUCGAUCGCAGCUCGUUCCGCGUCGCGGAGGAAAUCAUCAACUACCUGUGGCAGGAGAACUACACCAAGGACAAGGCCGUCAUCCUGGUGGGUAACAAGGCGGACCUGGCCCGCGCCCGCCUUAUCACGUCGCAGGAGGGCAAAACCCUGGCCGCCUCACGCGAUGCCAAAUUUAUUGAGACGUCCAGCGGCAUACAGCACAACGUCGAUGAGCUGCUCGUUGGAAUAUUGAAGCAGAUGCGUCUGAAAGAGAAGCGCGAGAAGAAGGCCACCGCCUCCAAGAUGAAGACUUCUCGCACCCACAUAUCGCUGCACUUGGCCAAGGAACUGCUGCAGAAGAUCUGCCUCAGCGACAUCUCCAAGUCGAAGAGCUGCGAGAAUCUGCACGUGCUGUAAGGAUACAAAGAUGUCCCACCAGCGAACUCCAGAUGUCUUCUUCCUGGCGAAAUUCCACGACGAAAUUAUGCCACAAAACUGUAUACAAAAGAGAAUUUUAUCAAAAGCGGUUGGCGGGCGAAAUAUUCCGAAUGCCAUUCAGAUUGGACCGCAGUAAACGGGCGAGGGGAUGUCUUCAUCUCCUUUGUUGUGCUCCGUUUAUUAAAAGUUUAGUGCCGGGUCUCGUUUUUUUUAUUUCGCCAAGUCAUGUGGCUGUGGUCAGGCCUCCAGAUUCGGCGAUAGUCAGCUUUUUUAUGGCGUACUUUUUGGUCCGGCUUAUCGCAGUCAGACACACCUCCUCCAACUCGAGUUGGAUGGCAAAGGCCGGACUGAUAAGCGCUGAAUCAAUGAUCCAAUGAUCCAACGACCCAGCAAUUCCAACCCGAAAUAAAACCCGCUGAAAGAGAGCGGGGCCAUAUUACCAUACAUAUUUAGGUGUAUAUUUACAUGCGUACUUGCAUAUACAUAUAUGUGUUCCAAUGCGAAAAAAAAACUUCAAUUCCAAUAAUGUGCUGUCAAUUGAACGCUACGAAACGCUUAAGGAGCAGCCCCUCGCGAGACGAGAGAAACUUUAUAGAUGUUGAUUUAUGUAUACACAUAGAGGCCAUAAGCAUAAGCAUCAUAUAUACACGUGACCUAUAUCGGAUAAGUUUAAAGUCUAGGCUAGGGUUACUAAUCGCUCCACCUGCUUCGCAAAGAAAUUCUUCCAAUUGACGAAAAUCUCAUAUCGGAAUGACUGUUAAAUGUUGACUGUUGUUAGUCUAAGCCAAGAACAAAUACCAUUUAAUCAAAGUAUUGUACUUCACUCAGACGUUACUACGAGAGUAUAUAGAUGUUUAUAUUUACGUGUACCUAUAUUUACCAUAUAUUUAAAGACAAAGAUACAUAUAUAUACUUUAUAUUUACGGCCGUGCUCGGAUGAAACUUCUAACACUUCUAAACUCAUACGCUUAUAUUUGAAAAAUACCUUUUACAAAAUGCGAAAGGCAAGCAAAAACUAACGUAACUCUAACUAUUUUCAUACGCAAUCUUACACAUUAGAGGGGGAAUGCGAGGAUUCCAAAUGGAUUGGAGGAUUGAAGGCCUUCCAGUGAGUCAGGAGCAGUGUGUGGCCAACCGGCUCGUGCAAAGUCGAGCACUCGACGGCCGUGCACUCAUGUUUGCUCUACCCUAAAAAACCCUUCCUUCCGCCUCACGUCCUCUCCUUUCCGUCGAGUGCACUUUAUUAUUUUUAACAUUUAACAAACAAAACAGAAAGUUGCUACGGCGAAAGUUUUAAUUUGCAGCGCAAUGCCUGGCUGGCUGGCAAAUUCGAAUAUUUUCAGCCGCACUGUGGCCAUCUGCAUCGCGCAUACGCCGCGUACGCCAGGGUCGGGGCUUUAAUUUGAUUUGCUAAUCAAAUCGCCAAGAUACGAAACCAAAAUCGAAUCAGAGCCAGCUAUAAAACUCCCACCGAAUUUAUUGUGUAACGCCAUUAAAUAACAAUGUAUUCUAAAUGAGAUUUUACUGCUACCAUUUAAACAUAACAAAACAAUUGGCUUAAAGCGUAGCUCUAGAGAUAUCCAACCAUAUUCUUAUAUAUAUAUAUAAAUGUGUAAAGAUCGAUGUAUAUUUAUAUUUUUCCAAGGCCGUGCUAAGGCAAAGCAAAGCGGACUAUACAACUGAAGAUAACCCUCAACAAAGAAGAAAGAUUUUGUGUUGCAUAGUAUAAUCCACAGUUGUACGCUUUUGCCCGUCACCGAGAUGAGGCUGCAGAAAAAGCAAAUUAAUUAGAGUACACGGAGAUAAAAUCCGAUUUCUUAUUUCGUGUGUAUAACAUUUCUCCCUCUGCCUAUGACCAUGACUCUGACUCUGCCUCUGAGUUUCCCCUCCUCGACUCGAUCUCAUCACCCGAUAAAUAAAGGACAAGGACGCUCUGUAACUAA
Drosophila elegans is the source of this 4852-nucleotide messenger RNA. RefSeq lists its product as uncharacterized. Gene Ontology annotation, cellular component: plasma membrane. The record is from RefSeq and is a predicted model, not a curated record. The transcript has 7 exons. NCBI's taxonomy places the organism in Eukaryota, Metazoa, Arthropoda, Insecta, Diptera, Drosophilidae. Gene Ontology annotation, molecular function: GTPase activity; calcium channel regulator activity; GTP binding. The coding region runs from base 615 to 2888 and encodes 757 amino acids.